AGAAAAUUAUAAAAAAAAUAAAAAAUUGCAGAUAGAAACGAGAGAUAAGAGUGAAAGCUUCCAUUUUUGUUACCUUGUUGCUGCUUCUUCAUCAUCUACUUUUAAAUCCAGAUAAUGCAAUACCCAUCUCUGUUCUGGGCCUCUUCUAACUUCUAAUCUAAGAACCUGAAUCUGGAGAGUGAAAAGCAGAGAGAAAGGGUUGGUUUCCAAUGCUUCAACUCCUAAAAUGUUGCAGUCCAUUGAUACCUAUCCGCCGUUCUUCAUUCUCUCGCUCGCAGAAGCUGAGUCAGAUUCUCCGCCACCAGAUACUUGUUAACUGUGAAAAGUUAGGCCUUCAUAGAACCACAGCUCAAAGGUUCAGUUGUGUCCCUCGAGCUCAGUCUUCAAUACAUGGAGACAUACCAGAAGGAAAAUCGCUGAUGGAACUAUGGGUGUACAAUACAAUGAGCAAACAGAAAGAAGUGUUCAAGCCGAAGGUGCCUGGUAAAGUUGGCAUGUAUGUCUGUGGAGUCACUGCUUAUGAUCUCAGUCACAUUGGCCAUGCCCGUGUCUACGUUUGCUUCGAUGUUCUUUACAGAUAUCUUAGGCAUUUGGGGUAUGAAGUUUGUUAUGUUCGCAAUUUCACUGAUGUUGAUGACAAGAUAAUUGCCAGAGCAAAUGAAUUGGGGGAAGAUCCCAUCAAUUUGAGCAAACGUUAUUCUGAAGAAUUUCUUAGGGAUAUGGAGCACCUUAACUGCUUAAGCCCUUCUGUGCAGCCUCGUGUCUCAGAUCAUAUGCCCCAAAUUAUUGACAUAAUCAAGCAGAUUCUUGGCAAGGAAAGCGCCUACAUAGUUGACGGUGACGUAUACUUCUCAGUUGAUAAAUUCCCAGAUUACGGGCGUUUAUCUGGUCGAAAGCUUGAGCAUAAUCGAGCAGGUGAAAGGGUAGCUAUAGACACAAGGAAGAGAAAUCCUGCUGAUUUUGCUUUAUGGAAAUCUGCUAAGGAAGGAGAGCCAUCCUGGAACAGUCCGUGGGGUCCAGGAAGGCCAGGUUGGCAUAUCGAGUGCAGUGCCAUGAGUGCUGAAUAUUUAGGUUUCCAGUUCGACAUACAUGGUGGAGGUAUGGAUCUUAUCUUCCCUCACCAUGAAAACGAAAUAGCACAGAGUUGUUCUGCUUGUGAUGACAGUAAUGUUCGUUACUGGAUACAUAAUGGUUUUGUUACAAUUGACUCCGAGAAAAUGUCAAAAUCGUUAGGCAACUUCUUCACUAUCCGUCAGGUUAUAGGUCUUUAUCAUCCACUUGCUUUGAGAUUGUUUCUAAUCGGGACUCAUUAUCGAACCCCGAUAAACUAUUCUGAUGUACAGCUCGAAAAAGCUUCCGAUCGAGCUUUUUAUAUUUAUCAGACAUUAUAUGAUUGUGAAGAGGUUUUAAGAAGUAAGGAUAACGUCGUGAAAACAGAAGAAUCUAUUCCUCAAGGUAUUAUAGAUUGCAUCAACAGAUUCGAGGAAGAAGCUCGGUCUUCGAUGUGCGAUGAUCUUCUCACACCUGUCGUCUUGUCUGCAAUGUCUGAGCCAUUAAAAUUUAUAAACGAUUUGCUACACACUCGCAAGGGAAAGAAGCAACAGUCAAGAAUAGAGUCACUAGCUGCGUUAGAAAACGUAAUCAAGAGUACACUAAAUAUCUUAGGACUCAACCCGGGUAGCUACGGACAGAUUCUAGAGCAGUUGAAGGAAAAGGCAUUGAAGCGUGCAAAGAUUACUGAAGAUGGGGUUUUGAGAAAGAUUGAAGAGCGGGAUUCUGCGAGAAAGGAGAAAGAUUUCGAAAGGUCUGAUUCUAUAAGGAAUGAAUUGGCUGCUGUCGGUAUUGCUCUUAUGGAUAGUCCGAAUGGAACUGCUUGGAGGCCGACUCUUCCUCUCGCAUUGCAAGAACAGCCAGUUGCUGCAACUUAAAUUGGCUAAGAAAUUUUUUCAUAGGUAUUUAUUUACCCAACUAUUGAUGAAAUGAUUAGAGAUGUUUUGGUAUUUUUGGAUGAACCCAUUAUAUUCAAGCUGCUUUAUUGUAUUAUAUGAGAACUAGAGGCAUAUGAAGUGACCUUGAUUUUAUACUAUUUAUUUAUGCUAGAGUUUGAAUUAAA
Impatiens glandulifera is the source of this 2113-nucleotide messenger RNA. Its product is annotated as cysteine--tRNA ligase, chloroplastic/mitochondrial. Gene Ontology annotation, molecular function: ATP binding; cysteine-tRNA ligase activity. Lineage: Eukaryota; Viridiplantae; Streptophyta; Magnoliopsida; Ericales; Balsaminaceae. The transcript has 10 exons. Gene Ontology annotation, biological process: cysteinyl-tRNA aminoacylation. The coding region runs from base 210 to 1928 and encodes 572 amino acids. Gene Ontology annotation, cellular component: cytoplasm. The record is from RefSeq and is a predicted model, not a curated record.